Prunus persica (peach) is the source of this 2444-nucleotide messenger RNA. Its product is annotated as 4-coumarate--CoA ligase-like 9. Bases 289 to 1962 code for a protein of 557 amino acids. The record is from RefSeq and is a predicted model, not a curated record. The transcript is spliced from 6 exons. Gene Ontology annotation, molecular function: CoA-ligase activity. NCBI's taxonomy places the organism in Eukaryota, Viridiplantae, Streptophyta, Magnoliopsida, Rosales, Rosaceae.
UCUACUUAAUUCCAUAUAACUCACUUACAACUACAUAUACAGUGAUGAUGAAGCCCUUGCUGAAGCUCCAAAAGUAAACAAAUCAAAGGCAUGGGCGCAUGGGCACGCAUGGACGAUUAAAUCCUUGUUACGAACCCUGCAUAAUUAUGUCAAUGAUUAAGUGGCGCCCACUGCCAUGCGUAUGGGACUGUUCCGAGCACAACUCAAAUAUAAAAUAAUGGAUCCUCAAGAUCCAACUACCUACCAUGAUACUGGCUGGCUGUGGCUGAGCUCCAAUUCUAAUCAACCAUGGCGGAGGAAACAAAUCCCAGCCGUUGGAUCGAUCCAAAGAGCGGCUACUGUCCACAAACCAAGACUUUCCACACUCUCCGACCUCCAGUCCCACUCCCGCCUCUCUCCCAACCCCUCUCCGUCAUCCAUUUCGCUCUCUCCCUCCUCCAAUCCUCUGCUGCCGCGCCCACCACAACCGUCUUCAUCGACGCCGCCUCCGGCCGCCAUGUGUCUUACGACAACUUCAUCGGUCAAGUCCACUCCCUCACUCUCUCCCUCCAGUCCCUUGCCCCCGCUCUCUCCAAAGGCCACGUGGCGUUCAUUCUCUCGCCUACUUCCCUCCACGUCCCCGUGCUCUAUUUCUCCCUCCUCGCCUUAGGCGUCGUCGUUUCACCCGCUAAUCCAAUCGGGUCCGAGUCCGAGAUUGCCCACCAGGUCCGACUCACCCGACCCGCCAUAGCUUUCGCUACGUCAGCAACCGCUCACAAGCUCCCCAGGGAUGAGCUCCGCACUAUAAUCCUCCUGGACUCACCCGAGUUCCUGUCCAUGCUCAAUGGCAUCAGAUCAUCCGACACCCGACCCGACUUCGGAAUCGAGGUCAGCCAAACCGACUCGAUGGCGAUUCUCUUCUCAUCCGGCACCACCGGACGAGUCAAAGGCGUUCUCUUGACUCACCGCAACUUCAUCGCCCAACUAGCCGGCGUCCACGCGCUGCGACGCAAACCCGACCCGACCCUACCCGAUGAGCAAACCGUCUCGUUGUUCAUGCUGCCUCUGUUCCACGUGUACGGGUUCUUCAUGCUGGUUCUGGCAGUGACGAUGGCCGAGACCUUGGUUUUAAGGGAGAGGUUCGAUUUCGAAGCGAUGCUGAGGGCCGUGGAGAGGUACAAGGUGAGCUACAUGCCGGUGUCGCCGCCGCUGAUCGUGUCUCUGGCGAAGUCCGAGCUGUCUCAGAAAUACGAUCUCAGCUCGCUUCGGCGUAUCGGCUGUGGCGGCGCGCCUCUGGGGAACGAGGUUGUUGAGAGAUUCACUGAGAAAUUUCCCAAUGUGGAAAUUGUGCAGGGAUACGGUUUGACCGAAGGGGGAGGGGUUACGAGGAUGAUAGGCCCGGAGGAGUCAAAACGGUACGCUUCUGUGGGCCGCUUAGCCGAAAAUAUGGAAGCCAAGAUUGUUGACCCCGAAACCAGAGAGGCCUUACCUCCUGGCCGGAGGGGCGAGCUGUGGCUGCGAAGUCCAACAGUCAUGAAAGGUUAUGUAGGAGAUGACAAGGCAACUGCAGAGACCUUGCACUCAGACGGGUGGUUGAAGACGGGUGAUCUUUGUUUCUUUGAUGACGAGGGGUUCCUUUACAUUGUUGACAGGUUGAAGGAGUUGAUCAAGUACAAGGCCUAUCAGGUACCCCCAGCUGAGUUGGAGCCUAUACUUCAAUCCCAUCCUGACAUUGCUGACGCUGCUGUGAUUCCGUAUCCCGAUGAAGAAGCAGGGCAGAUUCCCAUGGCCUAUGUAGUUAGAAAGCCUGGAAGCAAUAUCAAUGAGGCUGCAGUUAUGGAUUUUGUUGCAAAACAAGUUGCACCCUACAAGAAGAUUCGACGUGUAUCGUUUAUCAACUCGAUUCCGAAAUCUCCAGCAGGAAAGAUCUUGAGGAGGGAGCUCAUUAGUCAUGCUCUAUCUAGCCGUUCAUCUAACUUAUGAUUUACUAAUUCAAACCAAGGAAGAAAGCUUGCCGAGCAUUGCAUUCCAAUUCAACAUAUCAACUUGUUUAUGUUCUUUAGCAUGUAAACACGCAAUCUUGGAAGUCACAGUUGGAUAUUUUUCUGAUCAGAUCCUUGUGUUUCGUUUCUUUUUCCCCUGUCCACAUUAUUUGGGUUACUUGUAUAUCUAGAACAUUUUUCUGUGAGAUAGUUUGAAAUUCAUCCGUUGACGCUCAAAAAUGGUUCGGUACUUUUGAGCCCAACUUAGUGAUGUUUAGGCCUUCGGCAGCGUUUUGGGCCUCGGUGGAGCGAACGAUCUGCAAGAUAAACAUUCGGUAAGACCUCUGGCAUCGGUGUGAUACUGUCCGAAGGUUCUCCGAUACUUAAGUAAGUACGGAAUGAAUAGUAAUAUGGACAAAAUAAUAGCUAAGUAUGUCAAAAGUUCCAGUUACAUUUAUUUUGGGAUUUGCGCCCCUUUUUGUA